Molecule: messenger RNA, 3237 nt
Organism: Penaeus vannamei (Pacific white shrimp)
Lineage: Eukaryota; Metazoa; Arthropoda; Malacostraca; Decapoda; Penaeidae
Product: cation-dependent mannose-6-phosphate receptor
Cellular component (GO): trans-Golgi network
Source: RefSeq, a predicted model, not a curated record
UAUGUCACUUCCCAUGUUGACAUCUUGACUUCGAGUAGGAAAAGAGCGCUCGUGACGGGCCGUAUACGAUGAAGGACCGGUGAUAGUUGCCAUUUGGGCUACAGAAGACAAGAAAAAAUGGAUCUGAAAAGGACUAUGGCUGUAAUCUUAGUGAUAUUUGUUUUAUUAGGCAUUACUGUGGCGUUGGUGGCGAAUGACAGCUGCAAACAAAUGUCAACCUGCAGAUGCCAGUUCGACGGUGGACAAGAAAUUAAUUUGAUGAAGGUAGCUGCCGGUCCCCUUGAUGCACCGAGGUUUAAGGAACUGACUGCUAGUAAUAAAUCGGAUACAAGUCUAUAUUCAUAUAAUCCAUGCUACAGUUAUGUCUUCCCACCUGAUGGUCAAGAAAUGUCAUGUGGCAAAGAUGUGGCUGUGUGUCAGUCCAGUACCUCAGGUCCUAUCAAUGUUGGGAAACAGAGUCUUGCAAAAUUUCAUUUUGAUAAUUCAACAGACCAGUGGAUACUGUCAUAUUAUAAUGACAUUGGAGAUAGGUUGUCAAAUGUUAUUUUACAGUGCACUGAUAAUGACAAUGACGUCCUUGAGGUAUUUGGUGAAACAACAGGCCAACAUAGGAGUGUAUUUAACAUGACCCUGAAAUCCAAGUGUGCAUGCAUAGGGGGCUGUCUGACUCCUAUCCUACCCCACGGCAUGUCUGUUGGGUCGCUGUUCCUGCUAUUGCUCCUCAUCUUCAUUUGCGUGUACCUGACAGUGGGAUACCUGUACCGUCGAUAUGUUAUAGGUGCACGGGGCAUUGAGUUGCUCCCACACCUUAGCUUUUGGAUGGACUUUCCAUAUCUUGUUCAGGAUGGAUUCUUCUUCCUGCUGUACUGCGGAAGGAGAGAUGUUACUUAUGAAAGAAUAUGAAAUAAAGCUUUAUAUAUCUGGAGUAGGAUUUAUACAUUAAUCUCUUUAUUUUUCUUGCCUCUAUAUUAACUAGAAGCAACAGCUUGGUGAAGUGUGAUUAUAAAUUCCUAGAGCAGAAUACUAAAGACAAUGGAUCAUCCAUAUUUUACUAUUAUGUGAUAAGAAAUAUCAUCUGCCAUUCUAGGUAAUGAUGUAUUUCAUGUCAAUACUUUGGGUUAGAUGUCAAGUAAAAGGAUUGAGAUUUCAUUUCAUGAUGGGCCUGAGUUUUGUAAAUGAAUAUUUAAUAGGGGAUCAACAGUUUAUUUAUAUAAUCAAUAUUUUGCUUUCAUACAGGGAGGCAGAUUUUUUUUCUAACCAUCUUUGCACAUGGGAGUAAGAUUUCCCCUUAUUUUAUCCUAAUAUUGACAGAAAAGGAUGAUUUUUGUUGAGUUAGUGCUAGUGGCCUUAGAAGUUGGCAGAGAGAAAAAAAGGAUCAAGUAAGUGAGCUCUCAUGCACUUAAAAGUGGUGCUUGGCUCUUAAUUUUCCAAGACGCAAGUACUCAAAGUUUGUAUACAAUUGCCUAAAUUGUUUAGUGUUCUGUUUAUUAAAGCCAGGUCAACUUCAAUUUUAGAGGCUUUUAGAUAUGCAUUGUAAAUGGGCUUAGGAAAAUGACUUUUGUUAUUGUGAAAAUUACAAAUUAUGGCAUUUGUGAUGGAGAACUCAUUUUUAGGUAAUUAGCUGUUCUAUGUAAAGCAAAUAUAUAUUCACUUAUUUUGUAGAUGUAGAGACAUUGUUUAUUGAAAGUAUUUCGCCCAAAAUGACAAGUAAGGUUUGUAAGCCUAGUACUCAAUCGUAUUUUAUUUUAAAGUUGAGGUUCCAGUUCCACUUGUUUCAGAUUUCUGAAUCUACAUCAACUUUGGCUUUGACUUGAUUGUUACAAUUAGAGCAUUAAGAAGUAUUUGUAAAUUGACCAAAGCAAUGCCCCCAUUUUAUAUGUUCUAUGAUGGAGUUGAGAAAAAACAUGAAUCACAUAACAAAAUUAUAUUGUUAAUUAUUUUCAUGUACUUAAUGUAUGAAGCAGUGAUGGGAUUGUCUGAUGUGAUGAAUAAUCCUGUUAGGGUUAUAGAUGCCUUAUUUAGGAUUAAUUUCCCUCAAAUGGUUUAGGCAGAGGAUUUGGGAAGACAUAUUUUUUAUAUAAUAUCCAUGACAAGAUGUUACUUUUAUACAAAUGAGAUAUUUUUUCGUCUCGUUUAUGAAUGACUAUUUUCAUGUUAUUUUUACAUCAGAGUUAUAAUGAAUAUCUAAGAGAUUGUAGCUGUUAAUACAGCUAUAUUGAGUCUUAGCUUGGUAAAUAGAUUUCAUAUGAAGUGAUGGUAAGCAGAGUAAUAUUUCAUGAAUGAAUUAUUUCUGCAUUAUGGAACAGACUAACAUUAUAAAGUUAUAUAAUAAAGUGGAUUAAAUAUGUAUUUUUGUAUCAGUAAGGUUGUGAUGUAUUUGUAUUGCUGUUUUGUCAUGCUUUAUAUUUUUCUCCAUAUCAAGAGUUGUGAUCUUACUGUAUGUAUGAAAUUUAAGGCCCCCCCAAAAAGUUUGUGGAACUUAUUCAACAGAAAUUACUCUGAAUCUUGGAACUACAUUUUAAAAAAUCUGAAAAUGUGACAUUCAAAGAUGCAAUGUUUUUAAAGCAUAAGGUAGAAGAGAGUGCUGGAAUUAAAUGAAUGUAAACAUUGCAGUGCUUUUAUGUUGUUUUUAAGCUUCUUGUAUAAGGGUUUCAAUGUUGCCUCAACAGAUAAAAUAGAGAGCAUUUCUUUUAAAACCGAUUUUCUGAACAAUUUUCUAGCUUUAAGUGUGUGAUAUGCUCUUAAAUCUUAGGAUCCUAGGUAAUAUGUGUUCCUGACUUAUAUCUUAACCAGAUGUAAAAUUGGUAUAUUAUAUGGCAUGUGCCUUACUUUCAUCAUUGGUUAUUUCUUUUGUCAUAAGAUUUUGUAUUACAUUUUUGCAGUCCAUUAUGUUCAAACUCUUCUCAGUUUCAAAUCUUUGAAGCAUGCUAUGGCUAAGAAAUGUUUUGUAUCUUCAUAAAUUACUAUCCACAGGAAGUUGUACAGAACUGACUGAAAGUUUUCUUUUUUCUCUUUUUAGGCCAUAAGAUUCUGAUCAUUGUCAAAGGAAUCACUUAAUUUAAGUCAUUUUUAAUCAUGAGGAAAAUGGUAACACAGUGAAAACCCAAAAGUAGAAUAAGAUUGAAGAAUUCUGUAGUUUGUUUCCUUUUUAAAUGGCUUCAGAAUAUUUCUUAUGAAAUUUGGAUACAAUGUUUACUGAAGCAUAUCUUUGAAUAAUACAGUUUCCUAUUUUUUCUA